Messenger RNA from Medicago truncatula (barrel medic), 1952 nucleotides. Its product is annotated as isoleucine N-monooxygenase 1. Lineage: Eukaryota; Viridiplantae; Streptophyta; Magnoliopsida; Fabales; Fabaceae. The transcript is spliced from 2 exons. Gene Ontology annotation, molecular function: oxidoreductase activity, acting on paired donors, with incorporation or reduction of molecular oxygen; heme binding; iron ion binding. The coding region runs from base 27 to 1622 and encodes 531 amino acids. The record is from RefSeq and is a predicted model, not a curated record.
CCUUCAUCCAUUAUAUUUUCUAAGCUAUGGAUUACAGUGCCUUUGCCUUUUUCCGGUCAUAUUUUCAUCCCCUUUGGAUUUCAUUCCUUAUUGCAACUUGUGGCUUUUUUAUUAUUAAAACCCUAAGAUAUCACUUGAUGAGUGUGAAGUCCAAAAUAGCAAAAUUACCCCCAGGUCCCAAACCAUGGCCUAUAGUUGGUAAUCUUCCUGAAAUGAUUGCAAAUAAUCCUGCACCUAUGUGGAUAUUCAAAGUGAUGGAAGAUUUGAACACCGAAAUAGCAUGUAUCCGUCUAGGAAAUGUCCAUAUUAUUCCGGUAACAUGUCCUACCAUUGCUCGUGAAAUCUUGAGAAAACAUGAUGCUGAUUUUGCAUCAAGACCAACAACCAUGGCCAGUGGUAUAAUCUCCAGUGGCUACUUGACCUCUGCUAUUGCACCCUUUGGCGAACAAUGGAAAAAGAUGAAGAAAAUCAUUGUUAACGAUUUGUUGUCUCCACAAAGAUAUCGAUGGCUUCAAGACAAAAGGAACGAAGAAGCCGAUAAUCUUAUCUUUUAUGUAUACAACAAAUGCAACAAUGGUGAUCUUGUGAGUGUUAGACUUGCUUCACAACAUUAUUGCGGUAAUGUGUAUAGGAAAAUGUAUUUUAAUACAAGGUACUUUGGAAAGGGUAUGAAGGAUGGAGGGCCUGGUCUUGAGGAAAUUGAGCAUGUUGAUGCUGCUUUUACAUUGCUCAAGUAUAUUUAUGCUUUCUCUGCAUCUGAUUAUAUGCCAUGCUUGAGGCUGCUUGACUUAGAUGGUCACAAGGGCAAAAUAAAAAACGCAAUGAAAAUAAUGAACAAGUAUCACGAUUCUAUCAUUGAAGAGAGAAUCAAGCAGUGGAAUGAUGGAUCAAAGACGGUUGAAGAAGACUUGCUAGAUGUUCUGAUCUCACUUAAAGAUGUUAAUAAUAAUCCGGUAUUGACAAAGAAGGAAAUCAAGGCACAACUUAUUGAAUUGAUGAUAGCAACGAUAGACAAUCCAUCAAACCUAGUUGAAUGGAUAUUGGCCGAAAUGUUAAAUCAACCAGAAUUAUUUCAACAAGCCACAAAUGAAUUGGACAAAAUAGUGGGCAAAGAUAGAUUGGUCCAAGAAUCAGAUAUUCCUAAUCUCAACUUCUUGAAGGCUUGUGCAAGAGAAGCUCUCCGCCUCUACCCCAUGGCUCCUUUCAAUAUUCCUCAUGUCUCUCUUAAUGACACAGUGGUUGGAAACUACUUUAUACCAAAGGGUAGCCAUGUAUUGAUUAAAAGAAGUGGGAGAAAUCCAUUACUUUGGGAUGAACCACAUAAGUUCAAACCAGAACGCCAUUUCAAGAAUGGUGAGUCCAAUAUAGUUUUGACAGAGCCAGGUUUGAAGUUCAUAUCCUUUAGCACUGGAAUGCGUAGUUGUCCUGGUGUCAAGCUUGGCACCACAAUGACUGUUUUACUAUUGGCUAGGUUGCUCCAUGGCUUCACUUGGAGUAUACCUCCCACUACAUCAAGCAUCAGUCUUGAAAAGUCUAAAGAUGAUAUGUUUCUUGCUGAGCCAUUGGUGGUUGUUGCAAAACCAAGAUUACCAACAGAAUUGUAUAACUUUUCAACUAAGUGAAAAUAUGAAAGCAUUUGUUAACCCGUUUGAAUUGGUCUGGUGAUAUUGACUUGGGACCUGAGAGUGUGCUCCUUCUCAAUGUUUCAAGUUCGAUUCUUCUCGGUGCCAAUUUGGAUGGGCUAAUUUAGCUUCUAAAAAAAAUAAUGCAUUUAUUUCACUUAUGAUAUAACAAUGCCAUAUAGGUUAUUUUCUACCUCAUUUGACAAUUAUAUAUGUUCUCACAAUAGAAGUUAUUUAAAUAAGAAGACUUGAGUCUCUUUAGGGAUUUGGUGGUCUGUCUUGUACCCAUUUGCUUGUAUAUAAAGUUCAUGUACUUUCCUGUUCUACUCA